GUUAGCCCACAUGUUUAAAAGACAUAGCAAACAGCAGAAAACAGGACCAGAAGCAAAGCGAGCAAAGAGUGGACACGAGAAAACCCCAAUGGGCUUUUGCUUACUUUGUUUUAGGCAAGGCAAACGCAAAUUUUGGCUUGCUAGAGGGAACAAGUCCCCUCUAGCAAACCAUUUAAAAACUCACAGCGACAAGGGCGAAAAGACCUUAGCAAAUGACGCUAUUAGAGAAGAUUCCCCUCUUGCUAAAUCUGCGCUACAGGCGUACAAAAUGCUUAAAUCGGCUAGUACAAGCCAAGUGCAACAAAAGUGUGGUGGCGACGGAAUGGGAGAACGGAUAGAAAUUAUGGAAGUCGAUGAAAGAGAGCUUGGUAAGGAUACGGCUGGACAUGCAACUGACGAACUUUCGUGCAAAAUCGUUUCUGGUGUCAGUGAAUCUGAAAGUUGGGAGGAAACCGAUGAAAAAGAUGAGAGGUUUGUUAGUGAAAUACGGCAUUUUUCUUGCAUUAUAGUAUCAGAUUUUACGACAUUUUGUCACGAUAUUUUGUGAAAUUUAUGCCAUAGUGGUUGAAAGUGUUGACUUUUUAGUU
Molecule: messenger RNA, 587 nt
Organism: Xenia sp. Carnegie-2017
Lineage: Eukaryota; Metazoa; Cnidaria; Anthozoa; Malacalcyonacea; Xeniidae
Exons: 3
Coding region: 11-547 (178 amino acids)
Source: RefSeq, a predicted model, not a curated record